GUUUUUUGUGUCAGCGGAACCCCUAACAGGAACAAUGUGCUGCUGUUACUCUGUCGUUGUCCACACAGAUGUAUAAGCGUUGGAGCUCAGAGGGCCGUGCAGGCCGGAGAGGUCAUGAUGCCCCCAUGAUAGCCUAUGAUGCCCUUCUAGGGGCAGGAAGUGACUGGGCUGAACUGUGUAAACGGGCCAUGUUCCAUGGAGGUGAGAGUGAAGCCACAGGCCUGAUCGCAGGUUGUCUCUACGGCCUCCUUUUUGGCCUGGGCCAGGUCCCCCCAGGCCUGUACCAGGAUUUGGACAAAAGAGAGCAUCUGGAGGAGCUGGGAGAAGCGCUUUACAAAGCAGCUUCUGCAGAGAAGUGCAUAGACAAGUAAUGCUGCUCAACACCGGCCUGAACCCUACUGGCUAUCAGAGGAACUGCACGUGGCUGUAAAACUGCCUCCCUUUGUCCUACACUACCCUCUAGUCCUUCUUGGUAGCGCCUCAGUAGUCUUGCGUGGCAUCCUGUCCUCUCCUCACCUCUCUUGCCUUACUCUCCCUGAUUUUGCAAUACACAGAUCUGUAAUGAAUUAGAAAAGUUAAAGCACCUGUCACUGUAUGUGUAAGGUGGAGGCAAAUCAAAAGGAAGACCAUUUAUGGAAUAACGUUUCAGCCUUUGUCUGGUCCCAUAUGAAUGCUCUUCUGUGAGAUCAUCUCUUCGGAACUACAUCUGCAAUCAGUUUGCAGAAAUGUUAUGUGCUGUUGACGGCAGGGAGGAAUAACUUGUUACUCCACCUAAUAUUAUUAUUAAUAUUGAACUGUGGGGAAAAGAAAACUCUUUGGCCUUUAUAACUUUCACAACUUCAAUAUUUUACCUUUUACAACUUUUACAACUAAUGAACUAGUUAACUUCUCAAAAUUAACAAACAAAAGAUAAUUCCCUUUUCUGACCUUUUUCCUUGUCCGAACCUGCAUUAACAUGAAGCGCAUAGUUAUAUGUUGUGUCAGUGAGUGUCUAUUCAUCAAAAUCUGCAUAAAACAUUGUCCACAAGUUUGAUAAAGCCUAACUGAUUUUAAGAUACUCCUCUCUCCACAAUUUUUCUGUUUUAUCUGAAAAUAAAUUACCUUAAGAUAAUCUGCAUAAUUAAUGUAAUGGCUUUCAUUCUACAUCAAUUUUGGCUUUUUAAUGCAUUUAAUGAUUUUAACUUGUAUGCAUACUAUUAUUGAGUUGUAGUAAACAUUUGAUUUUA
Molecule: messenger RNA, 1226 nt
Organism: Micropterus salmoides (largemouth bass)
Lineage: Eukaryota; Metazoa; Chordata; Actinopteri; Centrarchiformes; Centrarchidae
Product: protein ADP-ribosylarginine hydrolase-like protein 1
Exons: 2
Coding region: 69-371 (100 amino acids)
Source: RefSeq, a predicted model, not a curated record